Molecule: messenger RNA, 483 nt
Organism: Penicillium argentinense
Lineage: Eukaryota; Fungi; Ascomycota; Eurotiomycetes; Eurotiales; Aspergillaceae
Product: cytochrome b-c1 complex subunit 6 family protein
Exons: 3
Coding region: 1-483 (160 amino acids)
Biological process (GO): mitochondrial electron transport, ubiquinol to cytochrome c
Source: RefSeq, a predicted model, not a curated record
AUGGGUCUCGCCGACUUUUUCACUGACGUCGUCUCCUCCCUGGGCUUCACCGAGGCCCAGGCUGAGGCUCCCGCUGCCGACGUCGAGACCUCCACCCCCCAGGACGAGCCCGCCGAGAAGACCGAGGAGGCCUCCGAAGAGGCCGAGUCCGAGUCCGAGUCCGCUGAGGAGACCCCCGCCGAGGAGUCCUCUGAAGAGGCUCCCGAAGAGGAGGAGGCCGCCGAGGAGGAGGAAGAGGAAGAGGAAGAAGAGGAGGAAGAGGAGCCUGAGGACAUCAAGCCCAAGCUUGAGGAGGAUUGCGCCAACUCCGCUCAGUGCGCCCCCUACAAGCACCACUUCGACGAGUGUGUCGAGCGUGUCACCCGCCAGGAGGAGGAUGAGGACUUCAAGGGUCCCAAGGAGGACUGCGUUGAGGAGUUCUUCCACCUCACCCACUGCGCCACUGCCUGCGCCGCCCCCAAGCUCUGGAGGGAGCUCAAAUAA